UUGAUGGCAGCGGCAGCUGGGACUGCAGCGACGCCCGGACCCGAGAGUCGCAGGCAGCGGCCGGAGCGCGCAGCCGAACGCCCGGGCCCCAGACGCCGCGGACACCCGGAGAGGCAGUUCCGGUGCCCUGACGCCUCCCUUGGUCCCCAGCGCAGCCCCAACCCCCUCCGCAGAGAAGUCGCAGCGUGAGCGCCCCUCGGCCGGCUCAGGACCAGCAUGGGAGGAAACUGAUGAAAACAGUAGCAGGAAGAACUCAGCUACGGGACUAAGGACCAAAAUUUGGGCACCGAGAUCCUCCAUCUCUGCCCCCAGCUAUGAGCCGGCGCGUGGUUCGGCAGAGCAAGUUCCGCCAUGUGUUUGGACAGGCGGCAAAGGCUGACCAGGCCUACGAGGACAUCCGUGUGUCCAAGGUCACAUGGGACAGCUCCUUCUGUGCCGUCAACCCCAAAUUCCUGGCCAUUAUUGUGGAGGCUGGAGGUGGAGGUGCCUUCAUCGUCCUGCCUCUGGCCAAGACAGGGCGAGUGGAUAAGAACUACCCACUGGUCACUGGGCACACUGCCCCUGUGCUGGACAUCGACUGGUGCCCACACAAUGACAACGUCAUCGCCAGUGCCUCAGAUGACACCACCAUCAUGGUGUGGCAGAUUCCAGACUAUACCCCUAUGCGCAACAUUACAGAACCCAUCCUCACACUCGAGGGCCACUCCAAACGUGUGGGCAUCCUCUCCUGGCACCCCACUGCCCGGAAUGUCCUGCUCAGUGCAGGUGGUGACAAUGUGAUCAUCAUCUGGAACGUGGGCACUGGGGAGGUGCUUCUGAGUCUAGACGACAUACACCCGGACGUCAUCCACAGCGUGUGCUGGAACAGCAACGGGAGGCUGCUAGCCACCACCUGCAAGGACAAGACCCUGCGCAUCAUCGACCCCCGCAAGGGCCAGGUGGUGGCGGAGCGAGCCCGGCCUCACGAGGGCGCCCGCCCGCUGCGGGCCGUCUUCACCGCAGACGGGAAGCUACUCAGCACCGGCUUCAGCAGGAUGAGUGAGCGGCAACUCGCGCUCUGGGACCCGGAGAGGUUUGCGGCCCACGAGGGAAUGAGGCCCAUGCGGGCCGUCUUCACGCGCCAGGGUCAUAUCUUCACCACGGGCUUCACCCGCAUGAGCCAGCGAGAGCUGGGCCUGUGGGACCCGGUAACGCAGCUGGACGCUUGGGUUUUGCUGCGUCGCCUGAAGGAGCCCCCGCUGGCGCCCCUGCCUGGUGAUGCCGAGUCCCUGGGGGUGGUUUGCGGUGACUGCAUGCGGCGGCGCAGGGGGUAUCGGUGCGGGGGACCGAGAGUGGUGUCCAGGUUUGGGGUCUGCAGCUCUCUUCACCAGAGUUGCCUUGGGAAUGCGUGGGCUUUGGGGAGGGCACGAAGCGUACAGGAGCUUCAAGGGGUCCAGAGCGGCACGGGGGGCGGGACAGGGCUGGUCACGCCUCCUAUGCUCGGGCAGAACAACUUCGAGGAGCCAGUGGCACUGCAGGAGAUGGACACAAGCAACGGGGUCCUGCUGCCCUUCUACGAUCCCGACUCCAGCAUCGUCUACCUGUGUGGCAAGGGCGACAGCAGCAUUCGGUACUUUGAGAUUACCGAGGAACCACCUUUCGUGCAUUACCUGAACACGUUCAGCAGCAAGGAGCCGCAGAGGGGCAUGGGCUUCAUGCCCAAGCGGGGACUGGAUGUCAGCAAGUGCGAGAUUGCACGGUUCUACAAGUUGUACGAAAGAAAGUGUGAACCCAUCAUCAUGACUGUGCCCCGCAAGUCAGACCUGUUCCAAGACGACCUUUACCCAGAUACGCCGGGCCCCGAACCGGCCCUAGAAGCGGAUGAAUGGCUAUCCGGCCAGGACGCCGAACCCGUGCUCAUCUCGUUGAGGGACGGUUACAUGCCCCCCAAGCACCGCGAGCUGCGGGUCACCAAGCGCAACAUCCUGGACGUGCGCCCGCCCCCCGGCCCCCGCCGCAGCCAGUCAGCCAGCGACCCCCCCUUGUCGCAGCACACCCUGGAGACACUGCUGGAGGAGAUCAAGGCCCUGCGCGAGCAGGUGCAAGCCCAGGAGCAGCGCAUCACGUCUUUGGAGAACAUGCUGUGCGAGCUGGUGGACGGCACGGACUAGCGCAUCGCGCCGGGGAAGCUCCAAGCCGGGAGGGCAAAGUGGGGCGGAGCGCAAGCACUCCCGCGCCGCCCCGGCUUUGGGCCC
Messenger RNA from Mesoplodon densirostris (Blainville's beaked whale), 2234 nucleotides. It is a transcript of the gene CORO6, whose product is annotated as coronin 6. The coding region runs from base 315 to 2150 and encodes 611 amino acids. The record is from RefSeq and is a predicted model, not a curated record. Gene Ontology annotation, biological process: cell migration; actin filament organization. NCBI's taxonomy places the organism in Eukaryota, Metazoa, Chordata, Mammalia, Artiodactyla, Ziphiidae. The transcript is spliced from 13 exons. Gene Ontology annotation, molecular function: actin filament binding.